This is a messenger RNA of Cuscuta epithymum, 2206 nucleotides long. The record is from the annotation of a GenBank genome assembly. Lineage: Eukaryota; Viridiplantae; Streptophyta; Magnoliopsida; Solanales; Convolvulaceae.
CCAAAUUAAACCCCAAAUUUCAAAUGUCAAACACCGAAGAGCUCGAAAUUUCACCUAAUUAUGAUUAUGAUGAUGAUGAUUAUAAUGAUGACUACUACUGCGCCACCGACGAAGGAGAAGAAGAGGAAUUCGGUGGGGGAGUGAAAGCGGAAAGCAACAGGUUCCCUGAUAAGGUGGUGCGGCUGAGCCCAUUUUGUGGCGGCGGCGGCGGCGGGAAGAGCUCAGGAGAAUGCCGCAGCUGGAAUGGGGCGGCGCUGAUGAUGCUAUUGUGCGCCGCGGGCCUAAUCGUGGACCCUCUGUUCUUCUACGCUUUCUCCAUCAGCGACAGCUGCAUGUGCCUCUUCGUCGACGGGUGGUUCGCCGCAGCCGUGACGGUUCUUCGCUGCAUCAUCGACGCCGUGCAUCUUUGCGACUUGUGGUUGGCGUCGAUCAGAAGAAGGAAACGCCGCAGCGAUACCGCCGCUUUCGGCCGUCCUGUCACUGCUCCUCCGUAUCUGAAACGGAGUUUCCUGCAGCUUUUCCUCAUCCUUCCUUUGCCGCAGAUAAUGUUAUGGGUAGCAAUUCCAGCAUACCUAGAGAAGGGGUUAAUCACAAAUGUGAUGACGUUACACUUAAUCGUCUUCCUCACCCAAUAUGUUCCAAAGAUCUAUUUUUCCGUUGUCCUCUUAUGGCAGAUGCACGACCUCUCUAGCUACACCGUUUGGUGUGGGAUCGCUCUCAACAUGAUGGCAUAUUUCAUCGCCUCUCAUGCAGUAGGGGCAUGUUGGUUUUUGCUAGGAAUACAAAAUGUUGUCAAGUGCUUGAAAGAGAAAUGCACAACGAAUAAGGAUUGCAGACCCAUAUUCCUAACUUGCAAGGACCCAUUUUACUAUAGAACAACAAGCACCGUAAGCUGCAGCGGCCAAACCUCUAGAAAUGCCCGCUUGCUAUGGGGGGAGAACCGCCACGUAAGGAUGACCUGUUUGGACACUGAUGAUAACAACUUUGCGUAUGGAACUUAUUAUGAAUGGACCAUUCAACUCGUUACGAAUGAGAACCCUUUGGAAAAGAUUCUCCUUCCCAUCUUUUGGGGACUCAUGACUCUCAGCAGCAGUUUUGGUAACUUGAAGAACAUGACAGAUGAACUUGAAGUGAUUUUCAUGAUCCUCAUUCUCACAAGUGGGGUACUUCUAGUCACCAUGUUUAUUGGCAGCACCAAGGUGUUUUUUCGUUCAAUGACGUCAAAGAAGCAAGCAGUGCACUUGAAGAUGAGAAACAUAGAGUGGUGGAUGAAGAAAAGACGGUUGCCACCCAAGAUAAUACAAAGGGUGAGAAACUACAAGUGGCAACGCUGGGCAGCGAUGGGAGGCAUGGAAGAUGAGUGGGAAAUGUUACAAGAUAUUCCCCAAGGACUUAGGAGAGACAUCAAAUAUCAUCUUUGCUCUAACUUGAUUAGGCAGGUACCUUUGUUUCGGCAUUUGGAUAAUUUGGUCAUGGGCAACAUAUGCGAUCGUUUGAAGUCCCUCAUAUUUACAGCGGGAGAAACGAUAACUUGGGAGGGUGAGCCAGUGAGGAAAAUGUUGUUCAUAGUGAGAGGCCACCUUGAAUGCCGCCAGCAUAGCAUCGGCAGGAGCUGCAUGCUAGGACCCGGAAACUUUAGCGGCGACGAGCUGCUGUCCUGGUGCCUCCGCCGCCCCUUCGUUAACGUGCUGCCACCGUCCUCAUUCACGCUUGUCACCCUCGAAACCACUGAGGCCUUGGGCCUGGACGCCCACGACCUCAAGUACGUGACCCAACAUUUUCGGUACACGUUUGCAAAGGAGAGGGUGAAGAGAAGCGCAAGAUAUUACUCUCCGGGUUGGAGAAGUUGGGCGGUCGUCGCUAUCCAGUUGGCGUGGCGCCGCUACAAACGUCACCAGCCAUUCACGGCGUCGCUUCCCUUUGUGAUGCCGACUGCCGAGGAGGCCGUCAACUCCAUCGUUUGAAGAAGAAAAAGAAGCACGAGGAGAUCGCCUCAAGUUUUACGCGGCUUUGUUCACCCCAUCUAAGCCGCCUGAUCAAUAAGGACGGAUUUAGGAGAUCGACUCCGUAUUAUAAUCUAUAUAUGUAAUAUUUUCAUAAAAUUAUGUUACUUUAAUUAGAUAUAUACAUGUCCCUUCCUUAAAUUUUAGUUAAAUUAAUUUAUGUCCUCACAUAAUACAAUACUUAUUCGGUUAAAAGGGAAUCC